This is a messenger RNA of Mya arenaria, 1677 nucleotides long. RefSeq names its product carbohydrate sulfotransferase 15-like. Gene Ontology annotation, biological process: hexose biosynthetic process. The transcript is spliced from 9 exons. The coding region runs from base 1 to 1677 and encodes 558 amino acids. NCBI's taxonomy places the organism in Eukaryota, Metazoa, Mollusca, Bivalvia, Myida, Myidae. Gene Ontology annotation, molecular function: N-acetylgalactosamine 4-sulfate 6-O-sulfotransferase activity. The record is from RefSeq and is a predicted model, not a curated record.
AUGAAAUCGGAAACAGAAAGAGUAUCAAAGACAACGGAAUGUAUAACGCGCGUCAGACGUACGUUUAUUUUGACGUUUGCCCUCAUGUUUCUGACGUUGACGUUUCUGUAUGGUACGACGGAACACUAUGACAAAAGCGCAUAUUUCCAAUCCCUUCGACCACAACAACAGAUAAUUCGAAACGACACCAAGUAUGUUUAUAACGUUUUAAAGUCGGAAAAGGGAUCGAAACUGAUCCGUAUUUUUGAAAACUCUACAAAAAACACUCACUCACAGCUGUUCAACUCUUCAAAAGUCCGUCCACAGUCACCCAAGGCUGUGCCAAAUCAAACUAAAUUUACAAAACCAGUGAAUCUUGUUCAAGAAUCGAACGGAAAUACCAUUUUAAAACCAGCAAUUGCGCAACGGAAUGAAACACCAAAGAAAGAAGAUCACCAACCCAAAAGCGAGGUAAAAACUCAAAAAGAGGCACCAAUGAAAUCCAAUCAGCAAUUAACAACUGGCGAUUUACCUCUACCUUACAUGCGAAACCAGUUCGACAUACGGCGGUUCGAGCCGAAACUCCCAGCGAAGUUGACGGGCCUCACUCCCCUGAAGCCGGGGAUCCCUGAAAGCAGCGAGUUUCCAGGGAUGCCGGACCCCUGUGCCGCACCUCGGCGUAACACCGGGGUGGAAGAUAUUCUUUGCAUGAAACCCCCUGAAUUCUUACCGGAAUACAAGAACCCGUGCUGGUACGACAAUGGCCAGUUCCGGUGCCUCCCUUACUUCCAUCUGAUCGGUAUCUGCAAGAGCGGAACCUCCGACCUGUUUAAGCGUCUGCACCUGCACCCCGACAUCGUCCCUAACAGAGGCAUCUUUGGCAAGGAGAUCUGGUACUGGUCAUGGAAACGCUUCUGGAUAAGUGAGUUUUCGGGGAAGCUGAAGCAGGGCAUGACCUUGAGAGAUUUCACCAACCAGUUUCAAACCACCAUUAUACAGAAAGGGGUGGGUCCAAAAGGAAACCACAAUAAAAUAACCGGCCAUGGCGACCCCAUGGAUAUCUGGGACCGGUUCCUCGAGUCGAACACGCCCCAGAACUCACCCGGAGCCGAGGAACUGCUCUGGACCACGCCCUACGCCGCCAAGCACAUCAAUCCCAACGUAAAAUUGCUACUGAUGCUCAGGGAUCCCGUAGACAGGUUGUACUCGCACUAUUUCCACGGAGGAUAUGGCAACUCGGCGCAGUCGUUUCAUGAGCACGUAAGUGCCUCGGUGCCCCUUUGGUAUGAGUGCACUUCAAAACAUACGAUCCGACACUGCAUCUACGACGAUAAUCUAUUUAAACAUAUUCCAGCUCCGAUUUACACGAGUUUUUACAUCGUGCACCUGCUGGAGUGGUUGAAGGUGUUCCCACGCGAGCAACUCUUCGUCUUCCGGAACGAGGACUACACGAGUGAUAUCCGGGCAACCAUUUCCAGCAUAUGUCGCUUUCUCGAUAUAGCGCAACCCAGUGAACCCACGCUGAAGUCAAUGGCGGGACUAGGCGCCUUUUACGCGACCGCGAAGAAGCAGGCGGCCGGCCCCAUGCUCCUUGAGAGCCGGAAGCUGCUCGUUGAUCUCUACCGUCCCUACACCGAGGAGCUGGCCCGUUUCCUUGGAGACGAACGGUUUGGCUUCCGGGAUAAGUCGUUCGCUUGA